AGUUGUGGCUCUAGAUAAAUUCAAAUACCAGCUAAUUAUAUAAAUAUCCUCAACGGAAGCGCGAGCUUCAGGAGUCUUGAUCUGAAAAGUUUUCUUUUCUUAUUCAUCUUCACAAGGAUAAUGGCGAAGAGUUACUUCAAACAAGAGCAUGAUCUGGAGAAGAGGCGAGCAGAGGCUGCUAGAAUUAGGGAGAAAUACCCAGAUAGAAUUCCGGUGAUUGUGGAGAAAGCUGAGAGAAGUGACAUACUGAACAUUGACAAAAAGAAGUACCUUGUACCAGCUGACCUGACUGUUGGACAAUUUGUGUAUGUUAUCCGCAAAAGGAUCAAACUAAGUGCAGAAAAGGCAAUUUUUAUAUUUGUGGACAAUGUCCUCCCUCCUACAGGUGCAAUCAUGUCCGCCAUAUAUGAGGAGAAGAAAGAUGAAGAUGGUUUUCUCUAUGUUACUUACAGUGGUGAGAACACGUUUGGUUAUGAGAGUUCACAGUAGCUCUUGACAUUGGGGCAUAACCUAGCCCUGUUCGUUUCAAUUAAUUUGUAGUAUAUGAUUUGGAUUGUGAACGGUCUAGCCAUGCACCUUUUCCUUUUCUUUGUUCUCAGUAUAUAUAACAUCAAUACUCAUGGCUUCUCUCUAAAA
Messenger RNA from Tripterygium wilfordii, 636 nucleotides. RefSeq names its product autophagy-related protein 8f-like. Lineage: Eukaryota; Viridiplantae; Streptophyta; Magnoliopsida; Celastrales; Celastraceae. Bases 121 to 489 code for a protein of 122 amino acids. The transcript has 6 exons. The record is from RefSeq and is a predicted model, not a curated record. Gene Ontology annotation, biological process: cellular response to nitrogen starvation.